Molecule: messenger RNA, 4322 nt
Organism: Linum trigynum
Lineage: Eukaryota; Viridiplantae; Streptophyta; Magnoliopsida; Malpighiales; Linaceae
Source: the annotation of a GenBank genome assembly
AAUAUAAUUAAAAUUGUACUUUCAUUACUUGUUGAGGAAAGGAGGUGGCUCAUGGCUCGGGCGGUAUGCUACUUGGAGAAAUUCGGUUGGUUGUGCUUGCUUUUUAUGCUUCUUGUACUUUUACUCUCCUCGAUUAUAACAGGAUCCUCCAUUUAGUUGCUCAAAAGACCUUCUCAUCGACAGUUCGACUAUUAUCAAUUGUCGUGUUUGGUUGUGUGAUCCUUUGUGACUAUCUAACUGAAACUUUUAUCUAUGGAAAAAAACUAAUAGUAUCCAAUUAAUCCUUUCAUAGAUAAAAGAAUAAACGACUAAAACAAUCAAUAUUUCAUUAAAAAACCACGAUGUAUUUUUAUUUUAUGAAGAACCACAAAAAUACAUUUGCUAUUUACACUCUUAAGUCUCUUUCAAUGUAUCCCUCUAAACAAUUAUUAGCAAAUUGGUCGUCAAUUCAACUUUGAAAUUUGUUUUUAAUAUAACUUAAAGCUAAAAAAACUAUUUCUACACUUGUAGUUGCAACUCAUAGAUACAAACUAGUUUCAAAAUCAAAUAAAUGGAUUGACAUUACUAAUGCAUUUUUGUCUCAAACAUUAUUCGAGAUAAUUUAACAAUUCUUUUCAAUCCAACAAAUCUAUCAUCAACCAUAAUAUCUCUUAGAGAGAAAGAAGACAGGAUUGCUGAUUUAUUUCAAUUAGAUCAUUUGUAGUAUAAUAAAUUAAUUGUGUCAAUCUAAGAACAAAAAUAGAAGAGUUGUAGUGCAGUGGCAAAACACUCUUAAACAUCCUCAUGGUGGCGAGUUCCAAUCUCUAGCAUAAGCAUAGAACAGAGUAUAAAUAAAUUUUCCUUCAAAACUUACCUGUGUCUCGUGGCUAUGCCAAACCAGGUUGGCUCCGCCUAUGUUUGUAAUAAUGACAUAGGUUCAGAUAAGAAUAAUUUGAAGAAUAAGCUUUUAGAAGGAGCAUAGUAAAAAGUUGAACUUGCAUACAAUAGCUUGACAACAGAAUGGUGUUAUGGUGUACUUGUGUUGGAUUGAGUUAAUUAUGGAUUAAGAUUUAUGUUAAAUUAUUUUUAUUCUAUGAUAACAGCUUUUAAAAAGAACACAUACUUAUGUAGGAAACAAUCCACAAAAUGCACAAUUGAAAAAAAGGAGGAGAUCUUCCGUUGGUUAGGUUAGCGAUAUUAUUAUUUUGAUAUAACAUUGCCAAAUCACUUGUUUAACUAUUAUUGGGUCAACCGACAAAAUAACAGAGAAUCAACUAUACAGUUAACCCAAUAAAUCACUUGUAUAACAAGUACAAUUAACAAUAAAUUUAAAAUAUUUAACGGUUUACCGAGAACCAGCUAAACAAAGUCCUAAUUUUAUACGAGCGGAGCUACAACAUGUUUUAGGAGCCCGCGGCCCGACCUCCACAUUCGAGUCGGGAGAACGAAUAGAUUUGGAUCCGGUUCAACCCGGUGGGUACUUAGUUUCCCGCGGAUCGACCAAGCCGCUGCCCAGUGCCCACCCUUAACUCCGGCGACUGGUGGUCGCAGCUUUCCCUCUCCGGAUUCUCAUAUCUUCUUCUCCCUCAGUAAGAAUAAUGUCUUCUUUGCCGAGAAAGCGCCCAAAACAGCGCUCGAAUCCCCUAUUCCGGUCGAAAGUACUCUCUCCUUCUAUCAUGGAACCACCAGGAUUCUUGUUGCCUUCAAGGCACGAGCUUUUCAGACUCCUCGUUGUAGCGGGCAUCGCGUCUUCCGUGGCUUUCACCUGCAACCUAAUUGCCAAUUUCUUCAGUCCAACCUCGCAAAACCCUUUUUGCGAUAGCAAUAAUAUGGGCUCCCCUGAUGAUUUUCUUCUCUCAGAUGCCUGCAAGCCAUGUCCAAUGAAUGGAGAGUGUCAUGAAGGCAAGUUAGUCUGUGAUGAUGGUUACAGGAGGAAUGGGAAUCUGUGUGCAGAAGAUGGAGACAGUAACGAAAGAGCUAAGAAACUUGCUGAGCUAGUUGAAAGCUAUGUUUGUCAAUCCUAUGCUCAAUUUUCGUGCCAUGGAAGGGGGAGAAUAUGGGUCGAAGAGAAUGAAAUGUGGGAAGAUGUGAAACACCAAGUGGUACAGAUUUUCAGCUCAGAUGAUGCCAGUUACAUGUAUGCAAAAAACAAAGCAAUGGAGAUAAUUGAUCGAACAUUGGAGAAAAACACCAAUCCUGAAGGGAUUACGGAGUUGAAGUGCCCCAGUGUUUUGGCAGAACGAUACAAACCAGUUAGUUGUCGUGUUCGCCAAUGGAUCUUUGAGCAUGCUUUUGUCAUAGUGCCAGUUUGUGCAAUGGUUGUUGCAUUGACAUGGUUACUCUGGAAAAUCCGUCAGAGUUAUUAUCUGUCAACCAGAGGAGAUGAAUUUUAUCAUCAGGUAUGUGACAUGCUUGAGGAGAUUGCCAUUGAAUCCAAAAAAGAAAGUGGCCAAUUUGAACCUUGGGUGGUAGCUUCCCUGUUACGGGAUCAUCUGUUAUUGCCCAAAGAGAGGAAAAACCCUUUGUUGUGGAAAAAGGUUGAGGAGUUGGUACAGGAGGAUUCUCGAAUAGACCGAUACCCUAAGCUUGUGAAGGGUGAAUCAAAGGUGGUAUGGGAAUGGCAAGUGGAAGGGAGUUUGAGCUCUGCAGGGAAGAGAACCAAAAACGCAACAGUAACCAAACUAAACCCUGAUAAACAAACCCACACUUCCAAAUCUGGGCCGAAGCUAGGGCUGAUGUUCUGACGAACCAGUGGCAUUUCCUCCUGUAGUUGUUACUUCCGCAGGAAGCAUGUUUCCGAGUCCUCUGACAGUGUAGAUACGUUGGCGUUGAAGUUGUCUCCGCAUGCCCCCCGACCUACGAAUUCCCUCCGUUGUUGUUCAGUUGUGUUAGAGGGUAGAUAGGCCGUCAGCAAGCGAACAGGGAAUGAUGAGACAGGAGUUCCUUUGUUACAUGGCGACAAUGGUAUAUAGUUAAUAGGUUACUGAUACUCAUUUCCUUGUUUAAGGGGGGUGAUUAGAUGCAUCUAAGUGUAACUUGCCCAACAUUUUUUUCUUACAUCCCUUGUUGUAUGUAGUGUUUCUUUGUUCUGUUGAUAUAAAUCAUCUUGCAUUCAUUCGUGAGAAAGACCAAAAAACCAAACAGAGAAACUUAAUUGAACAAUUUGGCUGUCUCAGUUUGCUAUCAACGCUUGUAUCGUCAUUGACAAGUAAAUUGACCACAGCGAGGGUGGAAGGAAGAGUUGAGCUUCUAAAUCAUACUUGGCGUGCAAACAAUCAUUGGCAAGGAAGGCGAGUUCAUUUGCUCUGGGAUGGGUUUACAUUGAAAAUAAUGCAUCCAUGUCCCAAAGCAUGAAGCAUGCGGGUCACUUACAAUUUCUCAUAUUAUCUCAUUAGUUCCUUUUUAUGAAAAAAUUAUUUGGACAGUAGAUGGAAUUGAUGCUCAUUGGUCCAUCAUCGGACCAAAUUGUUACAUAAUUCAUCAGUAUUUUGUCAGGAGACAAGAGGGCUAUGAGCGCAUCGGGAGAAGUUCGUGGCCACAAGAUCGCGUGUGAGAAGUUCAUGGUCGCGAAAUGAGAAGGUCGUCGUCACAAGACGAGAAGACCAUGACAGUGAGGUGAGAGGGUCAUGGCCGUGAGACAUCCAUGGUUGUAUCGCGAUGGUCCAUGCUCACAAUGCAAGAGGGGAUCGUGAGUUGAGAGGUCCGUGGUUGCGUCGUGAGACGACCACCUAGUAUAGGGAAACACAAUAAGUCAUGAAAGAUGACCACACGGUCACCUCAAAGCAGGGGCGGACGCAGGGCAGGACACCCCUAAAUUUUGAGGGGGUCUGCCACGGCCUCAAGGUGGACAUUCGAUAGUAGGUCAUGGCCAUGUCUCUAGAUGAUCAUGGGCCUUUCGCCAGGAUUACAUGAGAGGGAAUCAAGUUGCGUACCAAGACUUCGACAACAAUAAGAAGGAGACACAUAGGCGGUUGAGGAAGCAAUUGCCACUCAUCCCACAUUCGAAGACACUUUAGCCACAUCCCAGGAAGAGUGGAGUAGUUCUAUGUAGGAGUUACCAAGCUGAAAGUUUUCUGUGAGGGUUACCACCUCAUUGCUAUAAUAGGAGAGGAGGUCGACAUAGAAAAAGGUUCUCAAAUCAAACACCCGACAUCUAUGUCAAGGUUUGUUGUUUCUUUACAAAAUAGUUGUAAUCGUAGUUUGAAACUCUCACCAAACCUCCAUAAGAAUAAGAUCAACGUAUUAUAGUUCUGUUCCUAGAAAACCAUCACAAAUCAAACACUCUUAUUUAAACCGUAUUCAAAUAAAUAUCAACCAUAUCUUAAUAAUGGGAUGAGAUACGG